This is a messenger RNA of Talaromyces stipitatus ATCC 10500, 429 nucleotides long. RefSeq lists its product as uncharacterized. The transcript has 2 exons. Lineage: Eukaryota; Fungi; Ascomycota; Eurotiomycetes; Eurotiales; Trichocomaceae. Bases 1 to 429 code for a protein of 142 amino acids. The record is from RefSeq and is a predicted model, not a curated record.
AUGCUGGUCUUCCAGAACGAUAUAUCAAUUAGGAUGUUGAAAUGCCAUGGAAUUCAGUAUUUCAAAUACUGGAUCAGGUUCUUUAUACAGGACUGGAAACGACUUCAGCAGAUACACAAAGCCUUACACCGAUUUGAUGAAUUUACCAGGCUUAUAUCAAUGCAAAGCCCACAAAUCAGCUUGUCCUUGGCAGUGUACUAUGAACUCUCCGAUCUCUUACAAGAGAUUAGAGAUAGAGAGAAUGACUUCCAAGAUUUUGACCUUGAUAUUUCAAGAGCAGCGGCAUCAGCUAUUGAGAAAUACCAGAAGUAUUACUCUUUUAUGGAUGAUUCUAAUACAUAUUAUGCAGCUGCAAUUCUGGAUCCUCAGGUUAAAACCCGACUUUUAGAACAUGAAAUUCCAAAUUCAGAUGCAAGGACCCUUAUUUAG